This is a messenger RNA of Ochlerotatus camptorhynchus, 3512 nucleotides long. Its product is annotated as acyl-CoA:lysophosphatidylglycerol acyltransferase 1-like. NCBI's taxonomy places the organism in Eukaryota, Metazoa, Arthropoda, Insecta, Diptera, Culicidae. Gene Ontology annotation, cellular component: endomembrane system; endoplasmic reticulum. Gene Ontology annotation, biological process: phosphatidylinositol acyl-chain remodeling. The record is from RefSeq and is a predicted model, not a curated record. Gene Ontology annotation, molecular function: acyltransferase activity. The transcript has 8 exons. Bases 929 to 2239 code for a protein of 436 amino acids.
UCUUCCCAUCGUUUCGGUAGUGUUUUUCUCGUGUCCUGAGGAGCCAGCCCAGUGCCAGGUGCUCGUCGCGAGCAGAGAAAGAAAAGUCAUCGCUGCAAAUUUUCCGAUUUUUUUCAGUGCGUGCGUUGCAUAUCGAAAACAAUCAUUGUUAGUUUGGUUCUUAUCCAGAAGACGGACUGUAAAAAUCAAUUUCACCAUACCGUUAGUUAGCGGGAUCGAGGUGUGCAUUUUUUGUGAGCCAGCAGCAGCAGAUUGAAGCAAUCUGAGUCUUGUAGGAAUAACACAGUAGGCCGAUGGCGGUGCACUCUUGGAUCGGUUGGGAGGCAAUGUGAACGAUAACCUUUCGACUUGAACCUGAGCCGCUGCAGGAAGGAAGCAAGGAACGCGGAGAACGGAGGUUCACCUAUAUUCUUCAAUCCUCAGCGGGAGAGCACGGCGGAGAAUGCUGCUCAGUUUCGCCGCCAAUUUGAACUCGUUCAUUAGUCGCAACCGAACAACGGCAGUAGCAGAAUUGGAACGGAGGUUCUGCUUUAGCAAAACCACAUUACAGGAACUAGACCAUACACAACCCCAACAGCAUUGCCAACGCGCUGCAUCCAAUCAUUAUCGUUGGCACCUGUAAACGAAAAAAAAAAGCAGAAGAAGAAGCAGAGAAUGUGCCGAGCGAGUUAGAGCGUCCGGUGUAGUGAUAAGCGUGCGAUAAGAGCGUCGUCGAUCGCGCUUGAUAACGUGACUCAGCGGCGACAACAAUCAACGACGGUGGUCGAAACAGUGCAAACCUAAUACAAAAACAGCCGUAGAACUCCAAACACGCGGAAACCCCCAGCGGACGCUGGUCCCCGAGUGGACUUCGAUCGGCCAUCGAAAGAGCGCCUCUCUACUUAUUCUUUUCGGACCAGGUUAUCAGUCAGCAACGGCAGUCGUAGCGAUGCCCGCGUGCAGUGGACUAAUUGAGGUGAUCAAAUAUCCAAGGGCCCUGUUCCGGACGGUGUUUGUGAUAGUGAACAACAUCUAUUGCGUCCCAACGUAUCUGAUAUGGAUGUUCCUGUUGUUACCGUUGAAGAAGAUUCACGAAAGCUGCUACUACAAAAUUGAAGGGAUCAUAUUUCACUGGCUGCUGGCGAAUGUGUCCAUGUGGUCCACGACGGCCGGAUAUGAGUUGGUCGAGAUGGGCGAUGAUAUCAGUCCGGCGAUGGACGAGCGAACGCUGGUGAUAGCCAACCACCAGAGCACUUCGGAUGUGCCGCUGCUGAUGGCGGCGUUCAAUGUGAAGAAGGGUGUACUACCGAACAUCAUGUGGAUCAUGGAUCGGAUGUUCAAGUAUACCAACUUUGGAGCGGUCAGUUUACUUCAUCAAGAUUUCUUUAUUGCAUCGGGCAAAUCAAACCGAGACAAAUCACUGUUGGAACUGAAAACGCAUCUCAAGAAAUCAUACAUUCCACGCGAGAGAAAGUGGAUGGUGCUGUUUCCGGAGGGAGGCUUUCUGCGCAAGCGGAAAGAAGUUAGCCAAAGAUUUGCAGAGAAAAACAACCUACCAGUAUUAAACAACGUCACGGUACCGCGGGUUGGUGCUAUGAAGGCGAUCAUGGAUGUACUCGGUUCACCGGAGUCGCCCUGUCGAGACGAGGAGAAGAUGAUGAACAGCACGAUAGCAACAGUAAUGGAUGAAUUCAAUCAUAGUAUGAUGGAUGGAACGAUCAACGUAGAUCAGCAGCAACCAAAGCAGAACGAUGUCACCAUCAACAGCAGUAGCACUAUAAUCAAUAGCGAAGCAAUAAGUACCGAUGACUGUGAUAGUUUUAAGGAUUCACCACUCACCAAGUUGAACGGCAAGCUAAACCACUGUUUAGAGUACAUUCUGGACAUUACCAUCGGGUAUCCCAAUGGGAAGCCACUAGAUUUACCAAAUAUCAUGCACGGCCUUAGGAAUCCGUGUCAGACUUAUUUAUUCUAUAGGUUAUACCGUAGUUCAGAGGUUCCCCGGGAUAGUGAAUCUCUUACCCAGUGGCUGUACGACCGGUUCAUCGAGAAGGAGAAACUGCUCGAAGAAUUUUACCGCACCGGGGUGUUCCCCUGCGGAUCGUCGUCCAUGUUGCCGACCGUGAUACAGCAGGAUCUGCUCCGUUUCCUCCUCAUCCAUCUAUUCUUCAUUACCUCUACCUACGUCCAUUACCAGUUGAUACUGAUGCUUAUCAAUUACUCGAAUGUCAUGUACGUAUAUUUGCUGAGCGAUAGCUAAGCUCAGUCGUCGUUCGUCCGGUUGAGAGUGAGUGAGACAUUAACAAGCACAUUAACAAAGACUAAGACAGGUUUAGGAUUUACGAUCAUGCAGAACGAACGCACGAUUCCAAGUUUUCAGGAGUGCUCAAGAAUGGCACAAACAUAGAAAUAGCACCCGAUCAGAAGCAGCAAGUAAUCUUAUGAAAUGAUGGCGUGGAAACUAAGUCAAACACAAACAAAAACUGUAACAGCAUUCAAAAGCGGCAGCAAAUUAUUCAAACUAAAUAGUUCGUAUUAUCCUGUUUUUGGAUCCCUUAGAACCUUUCUUUUAAGUCAGUAUGGAAGCGAACUAACCAAUUAGAGGAGAUAGUUUUCCAAUUUGUGUAAAUUACAUGUAUAUGUGUGACACCAACAAUCCUUUUUACAAAUGCUGACAAACACAACAACAUACACAAGUAUUCAGAAAAUAGAAAAUGGUUGGAACGCUUCAGACAAGUCGAAUAAAGCAGAAAUCUAAAUGAUAUAUAUAUAUAUACAAAUAAUGAAACACACAAAAAAAAAUAAACAAUGCAUUACACAAAACUGAACAGAACAUGAAACAAUUGAAUUAUAGAUGGUUGCUAGUUUGUAAGAUGCAGACAAGAGCAAGAAAGCAGUUUUACAAGUCACGCCUCCCAAAUGUGCUGUAUGCAAAACAGGGUUCAAACGCUGAGGUACUACUUUAUUUUCGUAGUUUUAAACUAAUUUAAACCGUCGUCGGUGUACGUGUAAAUAAUAUAUAUAUAUAUAAUAUAUUUUAGAAAUCCUUUGAUUUGAUAACUACAAUCAGAAAAUCGGAUCGAUUUAAAGCAGUCUGAAACGUGGAGAACGACUCUCUUACCAAGUGAACUCGUUUUUAUUUUUUUGUGAGAGUGUGAGCUUUAGUUUAUGUACGAGCGUGUGUACGGUUGGAAUGAUGUUUUCCCUCUAAGGUCUAGUGAUUACUUUUCGCACAUUGCUGGAGUAAAUGUAGCACAAAUUGUAAGAAAAAACACAAAACAAUACAAGCAAGAUUGUACGCAAUUACCAGUGCAGCAGCAGCAGCAGCAGAAGUUACAGUACGUGUUUUUUGCCAAUCCAGGAUUUGAUUUCCCUUUAAAAUGUAAGAGGAUUUUUAUUCUUUUCUUCCUCUUAGGGCAGUUGAUUGAAAAGCGAUUACUACACAUACCAAUUUGAAAUAAUGUUCCUUUUUCCCGUUUUGCUUUUUAAAAGUGAGAAAUAUUAUUGGAAGAAUAAAAUGUCAUUUCAUUGUA